AUGUCGAACCUACCUUCCCACGCCUCCCCAACCUUCACGGCGCAAGAUGCGCCCUCCCGCCCCGUGGAAGAACUUUCCAUUGGUACAGAUCAAACAACAAGUCUGCCCUCAGGUAGUAGGGUAGACGAGCUUCGUGACAAUGCUAUCGCCCAGUCCGACAGCGCAGAUAGCGAUCGGGGUGAUGUAACCCCCGCCGUGCCUGCCUCUCUUCUCUCCCCUUCCUUUACCCCUCCAGCUACCCCGGGUGGCACAUUCAAUCCAGCCAAAUUGCUUCAACAGACUCAACAGCUACCACACACGAAAGCCCCGAAACUCCUUCCUUGCCUUCCCGAAGUCGAAUGCAUCGUUCGCGCACGGAUUCCGACCACUACCGGCGCGGAGAUGUUUCUCCACCUCUAUCACAACAACCUGGACAACAAAGAACAUUUGGCAAUUGUCUUUGGAAACACCAUUCGAAGUCGGAGUCUGGACAAGGUUCGGCCAGGGGAAACGGAAAUGGAUCGUAUGAUACGUGGAGCUUAUGUGGGCAAAUUGCAUCCCGGUCGUGUGAGCAGUUGGUAUGACGAUGGGAACGCUGAAAGUGCAGCUGGUGGGCAAGGCAGCAGUGCAGCUGCCGACGGUGGACCUGUAUCAACAGAAAUCGCAGCUUCGACGGAGAGUUCGCCUAGUCAAGCGCCACUGGUGAGGAUACACUCCGAAUGCUAUACCGGAGAGACCGCCUGGUCUGCGCGCUGCGAUUGUGGUGAACAGCUGGACGAAGCAGCCAGGCUGAUGUCCUUCCCCAUGGAGACUCUGAGUGAAAUGGCUUCCCAACAGGCUGUGCCGGUGCCUUCCAAUGCCUCUGGCGGGGUGAUUGUCUACCUGCGGCAAGAGGGUCGCGGAAUAGGAUUGGGCGAGAAGCUCAAAGCCUAUAAUUUGCAGGAUCUUGGCUCCGACACUGUAGAAGCUAACCUUCUCCUGCGACACCCUGCUGAUGCGAGAAGCUACGGUCUGGCUACCGCGAUCCUGGUCGAUCUUGGGUUGGGUGUGGAUGCCAAUCCUCACGGCAUCCGACUCCUUACGAAUAAUCCGGACAAAGUUCGAGCCAUUGAGGGUGCUAAUCGGGAGGUGGCGGUUAAGGAGCGUGUGCCAAUGAUACCUUUGGCAUGGAGGUCGGGGGGAAAGCAGGGCAUCAAAAGUCUAGAAGUAGAGGGCUAUCUCAGGACCAAGGGGUGCUAA
Messenger RNA from Aspergillus niger, 1218 nucleotides. RefSeq lists its product as uncharacterized. Gene Ontology annotation, biological process: riboflavin biosynthetic process. The transcript has 2 exons. NCBI's taxonomy places the organism in Eukaryota, Fungi, Ascomycota, Eurotiomycetes, Eurotiales, Aspergillaceae. The record is from RefSeq and is a predicted model, not a curated record. The coding region runs from base 1 to 1218 and encodes 405 amino acids. Gene Ontology annotation, molecular function: GTP cyclohydrolase II activity.